Betta splendens (Siamese fighting fish) is the source of this 2121-nucleotide messenger RNA. It is a transcript of the gene capzb, whose product is annotated as capping actin protein of muscle Z-line subunit beta. Gene Ontology annotation, cellular component: cytoplasm; F-actin capping protein complex. The record is from RefSeq and is a predicted model, not a curated record. NCBI's taxonomy places the organism in Eukaryota, Metazoa, Chordata, Actinopteri, Anabantiformes, Osphronemidae. Gene Ontology annotation, molecular function: actin filament binding. The transcript is spliced from 10 exons. Gene Ontology annotation, biological process: negative regulation of filopodium assembly; regulation of lamellipodium assembly; cell morphogenesis. Bases 245 to 1069 code for a protein of 274 amino acids.
AGUGACCCGGACAUGCUACCGCGGCCUGUUUUCUCAACGCAGCCUUCUUCCUGUAGCCCGGUUGAGGAAGUGAAUUUCGCUGACAGGGCUGGGUUCAGUGAGGGAGAGGCGAACAAAACAUAUUCUAAGGGGCACUAAAAAACAACAAAAGGCGUGAGGAGCUUUUUGUUGCGCCGCAGUCGAGCUAACGAGUACAACCGUCGGAGAACCUGUGCUUCCUCGCCCCGCUGAGACCGCCGCAGACAUGAACGACCAGCAGCUAGACUGUGCCCUGGAUCUGAUGAGGCGUCUGCCUCCUCAGCAGAUCGAGAAGAACCUCAGUGACCUCAUUGACUUGGUACCCAGCCUGUGUGAGGACCUCUUGUCCUCUGUGGACCAGCCCCUGAAGAUUGCCCGGGACAAGGUGGUGGGAAAAGACUAUCUGCUCUGUGAUUACAACAGAGACGGCGACUCCUACAGAUCUCCGUGGAGCAAUAAAUAUGAACCUCCCAUUGAAGACGGUGCCAUGCCAUCAGCACGUCUGAGGAAACUCGAGGUUGAAGCCAAUAACGCCUUUGACCAGUACAGAGACCUGUACUUUGAGGGUGGUGUGUCUUCUGUGUACCUAUGGGACCUGGAUCAUGGCUUCGCUGGAGUUAUUCUCAUCAAGAAGGCUGGAGAUGGAUCCAAGAAGAUCAAAGGCUGCUGGGACUCCAUCCAUGUGGUGGAAGUGCAGGAAAAGUCAAGUGGUCGCACUGCUCACUACAAACUCACCUCCACUGUCAUGCUGUGGCUCCAGACAACCAAGACUGAUUCUGGAACUAUGAACCUGGGCGGCAGUCUUACAAGACAGAUGGAAAAGGAUGAAACAGUUGGAGAAUCCUCACCCCACAUCGCCAACAUCGGCCGCCUUGUCGAAGAUAUGGAGAACAAGAUUCGUUCCACACUGAAUGAAAUCUACUUUGGGAAGACUAAGGAUAUUGUCAAUGGCCUAAGAUCUAUUGAGUCUUUGCCUGAUAACCAAAAGUACCGGCAGCUCCAAAAGGAGCUGUCACAGGUCCUCACCCAGCGUCAGAUCUUCAUUGACUAGGGUCAGAGGAGUGUUCAGUCUCUGGCUGACAAGUCGAAGCAGGAGGCUCUGAAGGGCGAACUGAUGGUGGCGCUCAAACGCAAACAGAACAGCUAGAAAUGCUACUGUUGUUUUCUUCUCUCACUCUCUCUCUCUCUUUCUCAUCUCUGCUGUCUUUUCUGUUUCUUUGCAUCUCUUCCUCCAUGCCUGUUUCAGUACUGCACUCUUGUUUAUUUGUGGAAAAACAAAAAGGAGAAAAUGCUUAGCUUUUAUUUGUUUUGUUUUUUUUCCUGUCAUUUUUUUUUCAUGCAUCUCUUCACCUGUCAUAAAGCCAUUAGAUCCCCCUCUCUCUUUACCCCUCUUUUCUGUCUCUUCUCUCAUGUUAUGAAUAUAAUGAUAGUAUUACCAUGGUUAAUGAUAAUCUUACAGUGUGAGGAUCAUUGUAGUAAUACUCCCAGAUGUUCUCACAGCUGAUGUGUCUUCAGUCAGUUUGAAUUGAGCGACUUUCGCAACUCUUCCUCCAUGACGAGGAGACGGACACAGACUGCUGUAGACUGUGUAGGCCUGGUGGGAAUGUCGUUAUUAUGUACAUCAAAUUUAUUUCUUGCACCUAUUUUUGUCUAUGACACCUCCCACAAUAUAUUUCUAUAGAAUAUAACUGUCAGUGUAUAACUGUACUUUUUCUGGGUGAUGUACUUGGUGCAAACAUGAGGGCGGACUCUGGUUCUGUUUUCCACUCUGUCUGCGUGCAUGGGAGCAUCGGGCUGCAGUCAGAGGAAAUGUAGACCUAUCAAACAUGGGGAUGGACUGUUAGAAUCACACCCACAUGGUCAGCCCAGCCCUCUACACUGUGUAUAACAUGACCGUUUGCUUCCCCUCUGUUUAGAUUAUUCAACUCUUCUCGCUCACUUAUGUCUUUGUUGGGGGUCACAGUUUGUCUUUGUGUCUCAGUGGAAACCUUUGUUUCCAUUUUGGAGGGGAAUCUUUUGUUGUAUUUUUGUUUUGUUUUUAUUUUGUAAAGCUUAUUCAUAUUGUAUUAGAGCCUCCAGCAACAAUAAAAACAGUAAAAAGUA